UAAAAUAAAUGCAUGUAAAUAAUAUUACGUUGUGACUGGUAUCCAGAUAAGCCAAGGUCAAGAUGGGUGCGUCGAUGGAAGUGGAGCCGUGCGUCAAGGGCUCCGUCGCGGGCCAUGUCUCGAUGGACGCCUUCCGUAUGGUCCAGGGCUUGUCCCAACUUGCCAACUUGCCUGAACCCCCUAAAGACGCCAUUCAGAUGCUCCUCUCCAGCGUCCAAUUCGACCAAACUGACCAACCUGGGUCAGCCAGCGGUCAUGCCUCAGAAAAACUAAAUGGGAAACGUAAAAGUCCCAAAAAAGGAGAGAACACUUUUUGUUGUGAGCGUUGCUCUCGAACUUACGCCAGCAAAUGGAGUUUAAAAAGACACGUUGAUAAAGCACAUCCGGUUAAACGCAGAAGGCUCGUGAUGACUGCAGUUCUUGAAUGCGAAGAGUGUGAUUUCAUGUGCGCCUCUCAAGCGGCACUUGAAACGCACUUGAAAAGGCAUAACUCUACACAAAAAACAAAGUCCCCGAGAUCUAAGUGCGUUUUUUGUGACAAAGUAUGCGUAGCCAUUUACGAUCAUUACACUAGAAAACAUAACAUAGAAUAUCCAGAACAAGUAAUGUUUGACAACGGGAAUGUGCUGGUCCAUUCGUCAAUUAACACAGACAAAGGGAAGGCUCCGUGGUUUUUGAAAGAAAAAGAAAAAAUGAAUCGGUACACGGACGUCACCUGCCGUUUAUGCGAAGUGGAACCUCGGUUCAAUAAUCGAGAGAUUUUGGAAAGCCAUUAUGAGAUGAACCAUAUGGUUGAUCCGAAUAUGUUAGAGAACCUUAACCACGUAUUUAGGGCAGAGAAAGGGGCUCAUUUGAUCGAUUUGCCUGCAUCGCAGUCCCCAAAACGCAGGCAGUCCGAUAUAAGAACUCCAAUCAAAAAGAAAGUGUCCAUCGCAGGGAAUGAAGAUAAGCAUGGCAGCAAAGUUAACUCUGAAAGAAAUAACCAAGCGAGCAAACCCAAACAGAGUAGUGGAUUUCCUUGCCAAGAAUGCGAUCUAGUUUAUACCACAGAAGCGCUUUUAAAUACACAUCAAAAGGAAACUCAUGCUCCUAAAACAGAAAACAAGACAAAACAUGAAAAGUACCAAUGUUGUUUAUGUUAUAAAUAUAUUGUAGGCCUUUAUAAACACUACGGGAAUGUACACAACAUUGAUAAUCCUGAACAAAUUCUGUUUAACAACGGUCGCGUUCUGGUGCGUACUGAUAUUGACACCAAAUGUGGGCAGGCCCCUUGGUUUAUAAGUCAAAAAGAAAAGGCGGAGAAUAAAUACACGCCGAACACUUGUAGAUUGUGCGAGGCUGAUUUUUCUGGCGCCGGCGUAAGCCUGGAUAGACAUUACUUGAAAGGACAUAAAGUUGAUCAGGAUGCGUUGAAAAGGCUUGAUAACCUUCGGUGCAUGUUCAGAGCUGACAAUGGGGCACAUUUGGCUGAUUUACCCACGAGCACUACGAAGGCAAAGCCCCAGCGGAGAGCUUCAUCGUUCCACAGCACAUCUCGCCGAGGAAACUCUGAAAGCAAAUUCAAAUCUGGACCUAACGCUGAACGUGAUUCUAAAGCAGGGGAGAGUGAGCAAAAUGUGUCUGGACUGAUCAUAUAUCAGUGCGCGGAAUGCGGGGUAGCCGCGACCACGUGCGAUGCCUCCAUCGAGCACGCUCAGCUCCACCACUUUCCUAGCUACACGCCCAUACCACAGACCUGCGCUGUCUGCAAAUUCUCCUUCGAAGCUCAAUGCUUCGCCGACCACUCCUCGAACCAUUUAAACAACAAUGAGUACAAAAUAGUAAAGUUCCAUCCUUCUAAAUUGCUGGACAAUUGGUCUGACAUGUUUGAAGGCUUGUCCGAAUCUCAUGCGGACAGAAUUAAGUCUUCCAGUACUUAUCAGCACACCAGAAGGGUUAAAAUGAACUCGAGUGCGGCUUCAGGAAUACCUCUGUAUCAAUGCGGUAAAUGUGAGCUGUACGUUCGACCGAAAGACGUUGAAGGGCACUGUUAUAAUAAGAUUUGUUUGGAAAAUCAAACUCCCGGACACUUUUGUUCGGAUUGCGAUAUAUACUUCUUCACUUCCGUAGCUCUGACGGAACAUGAGAAAGACCAUAAAGACUAUGGACCCGAGUUUUUUAGAACAGUCACUUUCAACUGUAUGGUGGAUGAACCUAUAAACAGAGCUUUGCAAAACAUCCAAAACAACUCAAUUUCUAAGGAAACUUCUCAUGACAUUACAGAAACACAGCAGAGGAAUAGGGGGAAAGAGAUUAAAAUCCUCGAAAAUUCUGUGGUCAGUGUCUUUUGUGAUUAUUGUAGAAAAUCGAUCAUACAUUCAGAGUUUGAGGCUCAUGCAGCCACUCACAAUCAAAGCGCAGAUAGUUCACAAUGUGAAGAGAAUCAGAUGACCGAAGAAGAACCAAAUAGUGUAGAAUCUAACAUUACAGGACAUAAUUCUGGAGAAGUUAUCCCUCAAACUGACGUCAACGAUAAAGAGAAUCAGGAGACCGAAGUGGCACAAGAGCGAAAUACUGUUGAAGGUCACUCUGGAGACAUUACCCGUCAAAGUGACGUAAACGAUACAGUGACCAACGGAGGAGGUACAGUGGAGCCAUGGAAUAGCGACACAGACUCGUGCAACAGCCUCCUACUCCCCGUCUCAUCGUUUGAUGUUCGCGUAGAGGUUCAUGUACAGAAACAAGAAGAUAACGAUACUAACAAUUAUGAACUCCAAGAUAUUUUAGAUGAGUUUAGUGAGGAAAUGGCAAAUGAUUUAAAACACGAUAUACAACUUCUGAGACUUAAGUUAUUCGGCAUGACUUAUAUACCAGAUGAAAACAUAAAUAAUGAAGAUUUGCUAGAUGCAAAGAGUGAAACAACGGAACGUGGAGAAACAGGUGACGAUAAUCGAGAUCAGGACGACAUUAAUGAUAAAGAUGAAUUGAUUGAAACAACUGGAAAUCAAAUUGAAAAUGAAAUAAAUUCCAAUAACAAUAAAACGAAUGAUGCAAAUGAAAAUGCAAAAGAUUCGAAUGAUAAUGAUGAUAUCAUCAUUGAAAUAAUUGAUGAUAGUGAUAGUGAUGAUGAAAUAGAAUUUCAAGCUGAACAUCAAGAAUCAGGUGCUAAACCUUCGUCAAGGGACAUUUUAACUAGAAUGUUGUCCAAAGAAGAAUAA
This is a messenger RNA of Cydia amplana, 3197 nucleotides long. RefSeq lists its product as uncharacterized. The transcript has 2 exons. The coding region runs from base 63 to 3197 and encodes 1044 amino acids. Gene Ontology annotation, molecular function: chromatin insulator sequence binding. Gene Ontology annotation, biological process: regulation of transcription by RNA polymerase II. The record is from RefSeq and is a predicted model, not a curated record. Gene Ontology annotation, cellular component: chromosome. NCBI's taxonomy places the organism in Eukaryota, Metazoa, Arthropoda, Insecta, Lepidoptera, Tortricidae.